GGUCCAGCCUAAUGCGAGAUUUUUAAAUACUGCUAAAAAUUCUUCUUAUAUUUUAUAUGAUGUUUAUAAUAAUGGUUAUUCUUUGGGGGGCAAAUUGAAUGUGACCCUAGAUCGAGAGUUAAUGUGCUCUCGAGAGCAAUGUCUUGUGAAACAAUAUUUAUCCUCUUUAUAUCAAAGAUCCAAGUAUGAACAUCGUUGGUAUUUAAGAGAUCUUACCAUGAGAGUAUCUACAGUGGUCACCGCCAUUCCCUUAACGGCCCCGCAAAAUGAACUUUUGGCUCAUUUAAGUUCCACUAAAGAUAAACAUAUUGAUGGCAUAGCCAAAUUUGGUUUUCAAUACUUGAUGAUUUUGAAAGAAAAUCUGGAAUGCGACUUUCGUUACAAUUUCACCAGUGCUUGGAGUCGUACGGAGGUCAAUGGUGGUUGCAUUGGUGCUAUAGGUAUAGAGAACUCGGCCGAUCUCGCUUCAUCGCCUUUUCUAGCCACUAAAAAUCGUUUCAAGUAUGUACAGGCCAUCAUGGAAUUAGGUACUUUUCGUCAUGUUUGCAUUUUUCGUACGCCCCUUAAUGCUGGCAUACAGAGCGCCGUAUUCCUUGAACCCUUUUCUUUGCGGGUAUGGGUCUUAUUUGGUGCCAUGCUUAUAUUAAUUGCUUUUCUAUUGUGGUUGACAUUUUUUGUCGAAUAUCAUCAAAUGAAGGCUGUGUUGGGUUUUGUGCCCUCAUUGCUCACCACCUGUUUGAUUUCGUUUGGUUCCGCCUGUUAUCAGGGUAGUUUUCUAAUACCCAGUUCCAUGGGUGGACGCAUAGCUUUCAUAACUUUGUCCUUAUUGACUUUUAUUAUAUAUAAUUAUUAUACCUCCAUAGUGGUGGCUAUACUAUUGGGUUCCCCGGUUAAAUCGAACAUAAAGACGGUGGCUCAGUUGGCCGAUAGUAAUUUGGAGGUGGGCCUGGAACCUAUACCCUACACUAAGUCGUAUUUGAAUUUCUCAACUUUACCCGAAAUUAAAAGAUUUGUACACAAUAAAAUCGAUUCCAAGUCCAAUCCCAAUAGCGUUUGGAUGAGCGUCGAAAAAGGACUGCAAAGAGUGCGUAAAGAACCCGGUUAUGUUUUUGUUAUAGAUGCUUUUUCCGGUUAUGGUUUAAUAGAAAAUUCCUAUACAGGCGAAGAAAUUUGUGAUCUCAAUGAAAUACCCUUCAGACCGGAACAGCCUUUGUACCAGCAUUUGCCCAGGAACUCUUCGUACAGGGAAAUUGUCAAAUUAAAACAGAUGCGCAUUAUGGAAUCGGGUGUCUAUAGACGCUAUUACCGCCAGUGGGUGAAGAGAAGAUUGAAUUGUUAUUUAUCGAGCAGUUUUUUGGUUCAAGUGGGUUUGGAAUACACUGCACCCUUGUUUAUUAUGCUGGUAGUGGCUUAUAUAUUGGUAUUGAUCUUAAUGAUGCUGGAAAUUGUGUGGUAUAAAUUUGAUAAAAAAUACAAAAACCGCGAUUGGGGAGAUAUAACGGAAUAUGAGUGA
Lucilia sericata (common green bottle fly) is the source of this 1513-nucleotide messenger RNA. RefSeq names its product ionotropic receptor 75a (gene Ir75a). Gene Ontology annotation, cellular component: membrane. NCBI's taxonomy places the organism in Eukaryota, Metazoa, Arthropoda, Insecta, Diptera, Calliphoridae. The transcript is spliced from 5 exons. The record is from RefSeq and is a predicted model, not a curated record. Bases 122 to 1513 code for a protein of 463 amino acids. Gene Ontology annotation, molecular function: ligand-gated monoatomic ion channel activity.